GGAAGGGGUGUUCCCUGUGGCUUGUGGAGGAAGAAAGAGGGGUUUUGGAUCCUUUAACAAGGUACAUGCCUGCACAAUAGAGUUCACAGUCCUUCUUCAUGACACAUUCCUCCAUCCUAUCAAAAGGAGCUUAGCUAAGGAUCCCUGGAAUUGAUAUGUAAGCAGUACAGAUCUGGGGCUAAUACGUGUGUCUGAGGGUCUGAAUGUCAGGGAAAGCUGGUGCUGAUGGACAUAGGCCCCACAGCAUCAACUGAUUCAUGAGAGUCAUGUCAGCGAUGGCCUCAGUGACAGACACUGUCUCCUUCCUGUCUUCUCUACAGAAAGGCCCUGUGUUUUUGUGUGUUGCUAGGAGACUGCUUCAGACUUGGGCUCCCCUCAUGGAGGCCCUGAGGCUGGGGCUAGUGCCAGAACAUUCGAGUGUCAGGUUGGUGACCAUGUUGCUCUUGGGGAUGGUUCUUCUCCCAAGCAUUCACUGUCACCUGGGACCAGUACAUUACUCUUCCUAUGAAAUAGUGAUCCCCAAGAGUCUGACGGUCAAGGGAAGCGAAGAGCCAGUGGAAAAGACAUCUUAUAUGCUGCUUAUGCAAGGCCAGGAGCAGCUGGUUCACCUGAAGGUGAGGAGAGACUAUUUUGUGAAUGAUUUUCCAGUCUACAGUUACCACAGUGGCAUCCUGGGGCAAGAAAUUCCUUCCAUCUCACAUGACUGUCACUGUGAAGGCUACAUAGAAGGAGUGGCGGGUUCUUUCGUUUCUGUCAACACCUGUUCAGGUCUCAGGGGCAUCCUGAUUAAGGAGAAAACAUCCUAUGGCAUUGAGCCCACACUCUCUUCCAAACGGUUUGAACACGCGUUAUACACCAUGGCACAGCAAGCUCCGGUCCCCUGUAGUGUCUCUCCCAGAGACAGCCAAGCGGUGUCCGCCAGCCAGCAGCAAGAGGGCAGGAAGCCUCACGAUCUACAGGCACUGUCCUACUUGUGGUCACACACCAAGUACGUGGAGAUGUUUGUUGUGGUCAACAGCCAGCGGUUCCAGAUGUGGCGCAGUGACGUCAAUGAGACAGUGCAGAGAGUAGUGGAUGUCAUUGCUCUGGCCAACAUCUUUACUCGAGGAAUAAACACAGAGGUGGUGCUGGCUGGGAUGGAGAUUUGGACGGAGGGGGACCUGAUAGAGGUCCCGGGGGACCUGAUAGAGGUCCCGGGGGACCUGCAAGUUACACUCAGGAAUUUCAAUAGCUGGAGACAAGAGGAGCUCUUCCCUCGUGAGAGGCAUGAUGUUGCCCACAUGAUCGUUGGGCAUCAUCCUGGAGAGACCUCGGGCCAGGCAUUUCUCAAUGGAGCCUGUUCAAGUGGUUUUGCGGCGGCUGUCGAAGCUUUCCAACAUGAAGAUGCCCUCCUGUCUGCAGCACUCAUGGUCCACCAGCUUGGGCACAACCUAGGUAUUCAGCACGACCACUCAGCCUGCGUUUGUAAAGAUAAGCACUUUUGCCUCAUGCAUGAAAAUAUCACUAAAGAAAGUGGCUUCAGUAACUGCAGCUCUGACUACUUCUACCAUUUCCUUCAUGAACACAAAGGGGCCUGCCUAUUUAACAAGCCACGGCACAAAGGCCGCAGGCGCAGGGAUGCCAGUUGUGGAAAUGGUGAGGUGGAGGACCUGGAGGAGUGUGACUGUGGUUCUGCUUGUCACAGUGACCCAUGCUGUGAACCAACAUGCAAACUGAAGGAGCAUGCACAGUGUGGUAAUGGUCUGUGCUGUUCCAAUUGUAAAAUGCAAAUGAGGGGUCACACGUGCCGUCAUCCUGUGGGACCAUGUGACCUCCCAGAGUACUGUGAUGGUGUUUCUGCAAAAUGCCCAGCAGACAUGCAUAUGCAAGAUGGCACAAAGUGUCAUUUCAAAUACUCCUGUUUGAAUGCUAAGUGCACAGACCCUAGUGUACAAUGUGCAACCUUGUUUGGGUUUGGGUCAACCUCUGCCCCAGAAGAAUGUUACAAUUCAUUUAACAGCAAAGGGAAUAUAUUUGGAAACUGUGGCCAUUCUGGGAAUCCGGCCACAUACAUUAGUUGUUCAGGAGACAAUAUAAAGUGUGGAAACCUUAUAUGUACAGGAAUUAAUUCAUUGCCUCCCAUCAAACCUCUAUAUGCAUUGAUCCAGAGUCCUCAUGAAGAUAACUGGUGCUGGAGUAUGGGUACCUUUGAUACUGCUAGCUCCAGUGAAGAAGGAGUGUUAAUGGGCAUACCUUGUGCUGAAAACAAAGCCUGUGUGAAAUCCCAAUGUGAUAAUUUCACCCCUGAGAAAGGUACUUGCAGUGCAGUUGAAAAGUGUAAUGAGAAUGGAGUUUGCAACAAUUUAGGGAACUGCCAUUGUCAAGAUGGUUUUGCUCCCCCUGACUGCAAAACAGAAGGAAGUGGGGGUAGUGUGGACAGCGGCCCCCCUAAUAAGCCAUCAUUUGCAAUUCCACCUGAUAAAACUGAAGAAAAAUGGACUUCAAAGUUACUAUUAAUUGCCCUUGUAGUUUUGGGACUACUAAUACUACUUAGAGUUAUUUGUGUCUGCUGUUGUAAACGUCCUGCUGCAGCCGCAGUAGCAGCAGCAGCUCCUCCAGAAAAGACUGCAGAAGAGGCUCAAGAGGAGAAGGAAGAAGAGGAGGAGGAAGAGGAGGAGGAAGAAGAGGAAGAGGAAGAGGAAGACGAUGAAGAUUAGAGUGAUAAGUGGUAGAAAGUCAAAACCAAAUAUAUCAAACUCCUCAAGCACUGACUAGGAAUGAGAAGCUCAGGGAAGCAAAAGUUAAGUGGGAAUUUAUGGUUCCAAUGGCUCUGAUUGGGAUUUCAUAGUCUAAAGAUAUACUAUCGUGGGAAGAGAAAUUCCUCCACCUUUAUUACUCAUUU
Messenger RNA from Heterocephalus glaber (naked mole-rat), 2881 nucleotides. Its product is annotated as disintegrin and metalloproteinase domain-containing protein 1b-like. Gene Ontology annotation, biological process: proteolysis; binding of sperm to zona pellucida; male gonad development. Lineage: Eukaryota; Metazoa; Chordata; Mammalia; Rodentia; Bathyergidae. Gene Ontology annotation, cellular component: sperm head plasma membrane; plasma membrane; external side of plasma membrane. Gene Ontology annotation, molecular function: metalloendopeptidase activity. The record is from RefSeq and is a predicted model, not a curated record.